Molecule: messenger RNA, 1122 nt
Organism: Pogonomyrmex barbatus (red harvester ant)
Lineage: Eukaryota; Metazoa; Arthropoda; Insecta; Hymenoptera; Formicidae
Product: thioredoxin domain-containing protein 12
Cellular component (GO): endoplasmic reticulum
Source: RefSeq, a predicted model, not a curated record
GCGCCUAUGUAUCAUGUAUUGUAUAUACGUAUCGUACUACUCGUCGCGUGAGUAAAAUCAGAGAGGAGCCUCAGAACGGACGUGCCCACAUUUCAGCUGGGACGCCUUAUUCGCGUAGGUAACGUCCGCGAUUUUCCGUGCUUCUCUUCCGUGCUAGACGCAAGAGUAAGAUAAAGACGGUGCCGGAUAGAGAGCGUCCGUAGAGAGCGUACGGUUCUUCGUUUCGACCGCCAACAGAUGGCGAUCGUCACCCUUGCCAUGUUUGAGAACAGAGACAGUGGACAGAGAUGCACGGAGACGGGGAUGGAGAGGAGAGAUAAAGCGCGAGAUCUAACGAAAGGUUAACGGUUAACCUAAGAGUUUAACCAUGAGAAAUCGCAAUGUUAAAUAUACGUAACGUUGCAUUUUAAACUUGGAAAUUAAUAGGUAAUAACGCUAAAUUAAAUUACGAAACGAAAACAAUUAAGACAGUUAAAGUUGAAUCAUGCGUUACGCGAGAUGUCUCGGUUCUCUAAACGCUACCGCCUUGGCGUAUUAUUAUUAUGUGUUCGGGAAUGUAAUCGCCGCCAACGAUUCCAAUCGUGACUUUGGACGCAUGUACAAAUGGAGAAACCUGCAGGAGGGCUUCCAAGAUGCGAAAAUUUCUAGGAAACCAAUAUUUCUGCUGAUCCACAAAUCAGGCUGUCCGACUUGUGAGAAAUUAAAGCCUAAAUUUGCCAAUUCGAUCAGAAUUCUCGAUCUCAGCCAGUACUUUGUAAUGGUGGGUGUAAGGAAAGAUGAGAUUCCCGCGCAAGACGAAGCAAGAUUUCAACCAGACGGGACUUACGUUCCAAGGAUCCUCUUCUUUACUCCGGAUGGCGAAUUUAUGAAAGAUAUUUAUAAUCGUCAUUCGAAAGCUGACGAUAAAUAUAAGUAUUUUUACAACAACACGAGUCAAAUAAUAGAUAGCAUGAUUUUUGCAUUGGACAGUUGUCCCAAAGAAUCAUCGAGUGGUACUUUUGACGAAAUGAAAAAGAAGUUAUAACAAUUAAAUAUCAAUGUUAUACAACGAUAAUAUGUACCACUGUUAUAUAACGAUAUUUAGAUGCAGCUGAAAUAAAAAUUCACAUUUUGCUACAAAAA